AACAAUGUAUGCUGUCCACUUAUAUUAAAUGCAUACGCCCCCCACUCUGCUGCAAACACUACAGCUGCAAACAGGUGCUCUGUGUUGUGGAAUUCUAACUGAACAAUUACAUAGAACAAUGGGCGCAGACCACAGUCAUCAUGCGAGCCACCAUCACGGUGCAUAUUAUAUAGUAAAACACAAACCAACGGGAAUGGUGCUAGACAUCCGGGACUGUGCCCGCCAUAACGGGGCCACUAUCUGCCUGUGGCCGCAGAACGGGGGAGACAACCAGCUCUGGACAUACCAUGACGGCGUGAUUAAAAGUAAAAUGCACGGUAAGGUGCUUGACGUCAAAGAUGGUCACGCUUAUCCCGGAUGUGACGUCAUCUUAUGGGACUUCAAUGGCGGAGCAAAUCAGCGUUGGAUACCAAACGCGGACGGUACCAUCGUCACGCAACUUGGCAACUAUGCCCUUGACGUCAUGAAUAACGCCACCCACCAAGGGGCAGAGGUGAAACUGUGGGACAGACACGGAGGGGCGAACCAGCAGUUUAAGCUGGAGAGAGCUUAGAAAUGAACUGUUCGGAUUUUUCUUUAAUCGUCAUUAUUAUUAUUAUUAUUAUUAUUAUUAUUAUUAUUAUUAUUACUGAAAGUCUGACGUGACUAAUGAGGUACAUGUAUUAGUGUAUGUGAAAUUAAGAAUGCUGAGAUAGAACAGCCCAUCUAGAAUUUUGCUUGAAACGGGUGUUUUUCGCACCAUGUUGUUGAAUGUAAGGCCAGUACUCUGCUUUGAUUUACAGAACUUGCAGUUAUACACAUGCGUCAAAAAGGCAACGAGACCUCCCUUUAAUUUUUUUUUUUUCAGUUAUAUUGUCAAAUCUUCAUUGCAGUUGACAAUUAAUGGUUAUCUUUUCGAACAAAAGUUAUGUUCAGGGUCGUUAUGAAAUGGACUAGUACUUUUUACUCAA
This is a messenger RNA of Lingula anatina, 950 nucleotides long. RefSeq lists its product as uncharacterized. The record is from RefSeq and is a predicted model, not a curated record. Lineage: Eukaryota; Metazoa; Brachiopoda; Lingulata; Lingulida; Lingulidae.